GUUUUCCCAAAGGGAAGUCCUUUGGUGGCUGAUGUCUCUCGAGCAGUUAUCAAGCUAACAGAGAACGGUGAGAUGUUAGACAUCCAACGGGAGUGGUCCAUAAGUGAUCCCACAUGUAAUGGCCCAGACACUACUGAAACUUCAGUCAGUGUCUCACUACAAAGUUUCAAAGGGCUCUUUGCUAUAACUGGCGCCAUCACAUCUUCAUGCUUACUAAUUUUCAUAGCCAACUACGUUUACAAAAACAGAAGUUCUCUUCAGCAAAUUUUGAAUUCCAGAACUACCGCUUGGUCCAAAAUUAAAGAAAUAGUGACACACUUUGACCAAAGAGACCUCUCGUCUCAUCCUUCUAUCAUGGAAAGAGACCCGAAGUUUAAGUAUCCAAAACCAGAAGUAGCAGAAAUUGUUUCGUCAUCAGAGUCUGUUGACUUGUCCAACACUAAUCUAACGGUACACAGUCUGCCCAUGAAUAUUCUUUCCACUCAAUUCAACAACGUUGCAGUGCCAAACAUACCUACAGAUUCAACUUUUUCAAACUCUACUGUUGUGUCACCUGUUUCGGAAGAAGAAUCAAACACCGCCAUUGAUGCCUCUGACAGCUGA
Molecule: messenger RNA, 603 nt
Organism: Capsicum annuum
Lineage: Eukaryota; Viridiplantae; Streptophyta; Magnoliopsida; Solanales; Solanaceae
Product: glutamate receptor 2.7-like
Exons: 1
Cellular component (GO): plasma membrane
Molecular function (GO): ligand-gated monoatomic ion channel activity; signaling receptor activity
Source: RefSeq, a predicted model, not a curated record